AAAUGAGUCACAAGUGCUGAAGUAGAGUAUCGGGGUGAAUCAGGAGAGAAGAACCACAGCAGCAGGAGUGUGUCAGGAUCUGGAACCGGCAUCUUAUCUGGCAGCAGGAGUACACGUACAACACGUAUGUCUGAAAACAGAGAGAGAGAGACAGACAGACAGACAGACAACAGAUUAUUAGAUUGCUCUGAUCAUACAGUGGUUCAAAAGAAUAUACUUUGUAUUCCAAGUGCAAGCCAGGACUAGCUAUGACAGCAUGACUUAUAUCAAUCUUAUAUUUGAUAAGACUUAGAAGACUUAUAUAGCAAUCCGGAUAUAUAAAAGUGAUUAUUUUUACUGUCUUUACAUUUUUCACAUGAUAUGAAGAGGCAAAUUGCUGUUUAGCUUUGAAUGAGGGGGUUUAUUUCACCUAGGGCGGGUCUUUUUGCCACGAUGGCCUCCAGAGUUAGAUCAUGUGACCACAAGGACAAAUCUAGGGUGCCAGAGAAGAUGAUUUGUUUGCUCGCUUGCUGUUAUUGUAGCCUUACCGUACAUUCACACUAGCAAGCGAUAAAGCGACGGCUCUCCAGUCCAUUCAUUUUCUGUAUACGUGCAUGACACAGAGCUGUGAUUGCAGCUACAGCACUAAGCGACAGAGUGAUAAUGCACCAAGUGAAAUCUGAAUUGAGAUUUUCUCAGUCCUAUGCAAAAAAAAUAUGUGUAAAGCAACAAAUGCAAACGAUUGGCUUGAAUAAUUGCUCAGACCAAUCCUGUGGCAUGUGUGGUCCGAGGUUUUUAAAAUUCCCCACUCUGCAGUGAGUCCCCAUGUACUGUUUGAUGCCGAAAAAUGUAAAAAAAAAAAAAACCUUGUAACUGUGUAUAUGUCUUAUCUUAUAUUAUUUGUUUUAUACAACCUCUCAUUAAAUGUGUAUAGAGACAUUUGGAAGGAAGUAGCACAGAUAAUUGGUGCCUGUGGUGAGUGUAUGUAGCUAGUACAGUUUGCUUGCUUUGCUAAUCUGCCAGUGACUCUAGUGCAAAGCCUAACAUGUAACAUAUAAUCCGACAACCAAUUUUCACACUGAUUAUUUGUUAUUUAAUAUGUGUUUAACUAGUUAGAUUUAGAAGCUGAAUAUGGCCAGUACCAUUUCUCUUCAGAACUCUGAAGAGUGAAUGUAGGUUUAGCCAUUUUUCCUAAAUGGCUCCCAGAACAAUUAAUUAAACAAAUUUCUUAUUUUUUAAAAAAAAUAAUUGUAUAUGUGAUUUGUUUGUCAAAUUGCAUGUUGUUUUUGGCAGCACAGAGAAUAAACUGUCACUGAUGGUUAAUUAUCAUCCAGGCCAGACUUUUAUCACACUUCAGCAUUAAUGUGAGAGUCAUAUGAUCCUGUUGGUUAAGGCCCUCCUCUGUAUUACAAGCACUCCCACACCAAAACGACUGCCUCUCGGGACGCCGUUUUAUAAAUCAACAAUCUGUGAUCUGUGUAGCUGUAGUUGCGGCAGCCAUUUUUUUCUGGAGGGGAAUAUUACACGUGCUAACAAAUCUUCACGAGGUUGAGAUCCAGGAGAGAGACUUGGGACUCUCUGGAGAGGAACCCCUCCCUCGAACCCCUCCUCCCUCAUAGGGGCCAUGGGUGAAGAGGAGCAGCCUAGUCCGGAAGCUGGGAGUCCAGAUGUGGAAAAGGAGCAUCUGCAGGUCCCGUUCCCGGUGUUGCACGGUGAGUGUGUGGAGUAUGUGGAAAAGACAGAGGAGGUUGUCAUCGCCUUGUCUAGCUACCGCCUUCACAUCAAGUUCAAAGACAACAUUGUAAACGUUCCUCUGCAGCUGAUAGAGUGUGUGGAGUGUCGAGAUUUGACUCAGCUUCACCUCACCUGUAAGGACUGCAAGAUUAUCAGGUGUGAGUUCAGCUCGUCAGAGCAGACUCAGGAUUGGCUGCGCCGGCUCACUGCAGCUCUGCGCCCUCCCACUCGCCUGGACGAGCUCUUCGCCUUCGCCUUCCACACCUGCAGUGCCAGCGUACCAGCUGAGCAAGACCUGCAUAAUGAGAUUUGCCACACUGGUACAGGAGAACACGUGAGGAACCGAUUUAAGUACGAAGUGUGCAGGAUGGGCUUCAGCACCCACAGUGCCUGGAGAAUCUCUGACAUUAACAACAAUUACAGACUCUGUGCCAGUUACCCCGAGAAGGUUCUGGUGCCGAGCUGGGUCACAGACACAGAGCUAGAGAACGUGGCGGCAUUCCGAUCCUGGAAGAGAAUUCCAGCUGUUGUUUACAGACAUGAGAGCACGGGCGCUGUGAUUGGUCGGUGUGGGCAGCCUGAGGUGAGCUGGUGGGGCUGGCGGAAUGCAGAUGAUGAGAACUUGGUGCAGUCCAUCGCUAAGGCCUGUGGCAUGGACCCUGCAGCUGUUAAACAUCAGAGCAACGGCUCCUGUGUCCACAGCAGCUCAGAUCCUGACAUAACUAAUGGCAAUGAGGAAGUGGAGCCAAAUAGCCCGCCUCCUCAAAAGCUACUGAUACUGGAUGCCAGAUCAUACGCUGCCGCUGUGGCCAAUCGGGCCAAAGGAGGUGGCUGUGAAUGCCCAGAGUACUAUCCAAACUGUGAGGUGAUGUUCAUGGGCAUGGCCAACAUCCACUCCAUCAGGAGGAGCUUCCAGUGCCUACGGGCUCUCUGUGCACAAGUGCCCGACCCUGCCAAUUGGCUGUCUGCUUUAGAAGGCACUAAAUGGCUGCAGCAUCUGUCUCUGCUGCUGAAGGCGUCUCUGUUAGUAGUGAAUGCUGUGGAUCGAGACAGCAGGCCCGUCCUGGUGCACUGUUCUGAUGGCUGGGACCGCACUCCGCAGAUAGUGGCUCUGUCCAAACUGCUGCUUGACCCCUACUACAGAACCAUAGAGGGUUUCCAGGUUUUGGUGGAAACUGAGUGGCUGGAUUUCGGUCAUAAGUUUGCAGACCGCUGUGGACAUGGGGAAAACGCUGAGGACGUGAACGAGCGCUGUCCUGUCUUCCUGCAGUGGCUGGACUGCGUGCACCAGCUGCAGAGACAGUUUCCCUGCUCUUUUCAGUUCAACGAGGCCUUUCUGGUGAAGCUGGUGCAGCACACCUACUCGUGUCUGUUCGGGACAUUCCUGUGCAACAGCGGGAAAGAGCGAGAGGAGCGAGGCGUACUAGAGAACACCUGCUCUGUCUGGUCUCUGCUUCAGCCAGCUAACAGAGCCUUCCACAACAUCCUAUACUCGCCACACUCCGAGACGGUGCUUCACCCGGUGUGCCACGUGAGGAACUUAAUGCUGUGGAGUGCAGUCUACCUGCCUAACUCUGCCCCCUCCUUGCUUUGUGAGGAGUCAUGUGCUUCUUAUUCCACUGCUUCAGCCUCACCCGAGGACACACCUCCUGGCAGACUGCCAAAGACACGUUCCUAUGACCACCUGCUGACGGCUUGUGAGGGAACAAAUCUAUUGGCUUCGAACCGUCGCUGCAGUGAUCCCAACCUCAACGAGACGUGGCAGGAGCACCUUCGAUCAGAGGCGCGAACAGCAGAAACACAACCUGAGGAGAACCUUGAGCAAGCAGCCUGUUGUAAUACACAUCAUCCUGAAAUGACUGGAUUGGACGAGAGGCUUCCAAAUGAGGGAUUACUCAACAGGGUGGAGCAUGCGGACUCUAAAAUAGAAAAUGGGAUUAUUUUAGCAAACCAGGGUGGGGAUUCCUCCCCAGUUGUUAGCACACCCUCUCUAGCUGAGCUGUCCAACGAUGUGCCUGAACAGAAUGGUGAGGAUUCAGUGUUUGAUGAAAUGAUAAAACAUUCCGCUGGGGAAUCCGUCACCUCAGUCGGCUCUACGUCACCUCAUCCUGGACAUGUCACUAACGGGCAGGAAAGUUUAUCUGCUAAAGAGCCUCUUUGUUUAGCUAAUAACCUGAAAUCUCACCCUGCUUCUCCACAAGAAGACUGUACAGAACCAUUAAACACACCCAGCCCACUCCAUUCACCUUCACAGCCUCUGUCUCCGAAGCCGAAUAUCAACAGCUCUGUGUGUAACAGUGAAGAUCAUCGCAUUAACGGCUCCGUUUCACAAAAAUCCCUGAGCCGCCAGACAUCCACAGCAAGUGCCGGGUCUCUACAGCUGGGCUGUCCUGGGCGAGUGCCGGCUCAGGGUGCUCACCUGGGCGAGGACGGGCUCAGCAUGCACAGGGAUGCUGUACAGGUGCGGCUCAGGCAGAUGGAGGCGGGCCAUCAGCUGCAGGUGGAGACUCUGAAAAGGCAGGUGCAGGCGCUGUGGAACAAGCUGCACGUCAGUGGAGAGCUGACUCCUGUGCCAGACGGGGAGAAUAACGUGGAGGCUGUGCAUCUCUCUCGUUGCGGCACCGAGCUCUUCUCCGAGAGCAGCUGGGAAAACGAGGAGCAGCAUGACAAACAGGUCCCUCGGUGGUAUCCCGAUCACCUUCCAACACACUGCUACAGAUGUGAGAGCAAGUUCUGGCUAGCUGCUAGAAAACAGCAGUGCAGUGCCAGAGAACCUGUUGAGGAAGCCUGGAAUUGCGGGAAUGUGUUCUGCGCCAGUUGCUGUGACCACAAGGCUACGAGUCAGCAGUUGUAUGAACCUAACCGUGUGUGCCAGGCCUGUUACGGGCACCUCCGCCCAUCGGCUGUGCCCCCUGUGCUGCCUCCUGCUGACCUGGAGCUGGAGAAGCCCAUUACAGCCAGUUCCAACUAAACAGAACACCCUUUACAUGCUGAUCACCGACUCUGUUGUCCUGUAGGAAUCUUAACCAAAUCAGCUUCAUGUGAGAAGAUUAGAUUAGUAUAACUUCCAACACCGAGCAGAACGGAGGUUUAAAUCCUAAAACUAAGGCAUCAAAUAAUUAACAUAAUUUAUUAUUAAUGUUAGAAGUGGUCGUCUCUCGCCAUGUGGAUUCUAGAUUAAUGUUAAUCUGCUCAAACACAGGCCUUUAUAUAUGCAGUGCUACAUCAUAUAAAGCCAUGUGGAACUCUAGAGAACGACUAUCUGUGCUCAUGUGAAUAGCAAAUGUGUGUAUAUAAUGCCUUGUACAGUCAAAGAAGAGCACGGUGUAUAUGCUGAAAUUAAAAUCUUUCAAUCUGAGUAAUGAAGCACUUUUGAAGCAUUUCUGGACUUUUUUGCUGGACUGUUGGAUAAACUGAGUACACAGCAAGCCUAAGAGACAAACAGAUCACACUUCUGGCUCGCUGAUUAAUGUGUCAAACAUUGUCACGUUUAUUCGCUGCCGAUAGAAAACAAGAUGUGUGUGUGUGUGUACUGGUAAAAAGCUAUAACUUCCUCCUCUCUCUUUCUUCCUGUACUGCUGCUGCUUUUGGAGUCACUGAAGCUCUGAAACAUAUAAGUGAAUAAAAUAAAAGCACAAAACACUG
Pangasianodon hypophthalmus (striped catfish) is the source of this 5358-nucleotide messenger RNA. Its product is annotated as myotubularin-related protein 3. Lineage: Eukaryota; Metazoa; Chordata; Actinopteri; Siluriformes; Pangasiidae. Gene Ontology annotation, molecular function: phosphatidylinositol-3,5-bisphosphate 3-phosphatase activity; metal ion binding; protein phosphatase binding. The coding region runs from base 1604 to 4684 and encodes 1026 amino acids. Gene Ontology annotation, biological process: regulation of autophagy; dephosphorylation. The record is from RefSeq and is a predicted model, not a curated record. The transcript has 20 exons.